Molecule: messenger RNA, 243 nt
Organism: Echinostoma caproni
Lineage: Eukaryota; Metazoa; Platyhelminthes; Trematoda; Plagiorchiida; Echinostomatidae
Source: the annotation of a GenBank genome assembly
AUGUCGGCAACAGCACAAAGUUUCGCUUUGCACAACCAUGACUUGUUUUCUGGUGCAACUUGGCGAAAGCUGAAAUUCUCCCGACCGAAUGGGUCGGAGGAGGAUCAUCUGAACAAACUUUUCUUAGCUGCGUUGAUUGAUGACGCGUUCAUCUAUUUCAUUUCCAAGUCCACGUUCAGCAACUGUGUUCCCGUGCACUCUUCACCCAAAAAUAAGCCUAGUCCUCGGGAUCUGGUACCCUGA